UCCCCUCCUCCCAUUCGUAAAUUCGGAGAACAAGUCACCCGCAGGUCAACCGUGCACGCACGCCGUCCGGCACCAAUCCGGAGUGCACGGCAAGCCAAUUUAUCCCUUUACGCGGUCGAACAGGAACGUAAAACCGGCCGUGUCGAUCUGAGAGAGAGAGAGAGAGAGAGAGAGAGAGAGAGAGAGAGAAAGAGUGAGAGAGGGUGGAACCGAAUUAAUUCCAGUUUCUUUCCCAUUGAUCCCUCAAUUAAUCCCCGUGCUCGUCACUCUCCUCGUCGUCACCUGUUGGGUUUGAUUUGAUAUCUGUGGUCCCUCGCAGAUCUCUUGAUGGGAACCCCGGAAUUCCCUGACCUCGGUAAGCACUGCAGCGUCGAUGAUUGCCGGCAGAUCGAUUUCUUGCCCUUCACCUGCGACCGCUGCAAUCAGGUGUUUUGUCUGCAACAUAGGAGUUAUAUCAGUCAUCAAUGCCUUAAUGCCAGUCAAAAAGAUGUGACAGUUUUAAUAUGCCCACUAUGUGCUAUGGGAGUUCGUCUAGUCUGGGAUGAAGACCCAAACAUAACUUGGGAGUUGCACGUUAAUACUGACUGCGACCCUUCAAACUACCAAAGAGCAACCAAGAAAAGACGCUGUCCUGUCCCUGGAUGCAAAGAAAUACUGAAUUUGUCUAACUCAAUUAGAUGCAGCGACUGUACUCAAGAACACUGCUUGAAGCACAGAUUUGGACCUGAUCACAAAUGUCCUGGGCCAAAGAAACUGAAUUCUAGCUUCCCAUUCAUUGGUCUUUUGAAUAGGAGCCAAAAAGGGAAGUCAUUGCAAAGUAGCAGUUCAAGUAGUUCCUCAUGGUGGGGUGCAAGCUUAAUGAAUGCAGUAUCCAAUGUUCGUGCCUCAGCUGAAUCAGGCAUGUUGAAGUUUAGUGAUGCAGCUACACAAGCUUUACAGAAGGCAAAAAAUGGAAUUGCAGAAAGCAGUAAUAGUGGCGAAUUAAUGGAACACAGUGAGCAUGCUGAGAGAUCUCAUCAGCGAAGUUCUCAACCAGCUGGCAAUAGAGUGACAAUUGAUGUUUGCCCAAAAUGUAGCAAAGGAUUUAGAGAUCCAGUGGCACUGGUGGAGCAUGUUGAAAAAGACCAUGGAGGUACUUCACUUACAUAGUACCAAUCUAUUUAACAUACUCCCACCUCCUUUAGUUAAAUAUGCUUGCUUCUAACACCUGAUUGCCGUGUUACUCAAUGUGGUACAUGUGUUCUAGUGCCUGAUCAUUCUCUUUUUUGAAUGCUUUUGAACAAGGUUUGAAAUCUUGAUUGCACCUGUGUGGACCAAUAUUUACAGGUCAAACCAAGUACCAGUAUCAAAAAAUAUUGCUUGAUAUUGGUACAAAUAUAAUUCUUUUUCAUUUCUUUA
Molecule: messenger RNA, 1398 nt
Organism: Musa acuminata AAA Group (dessert banana)
Lineage: Eukaryota; Viridiplantae; Streptophyta; Magnoliopsida; Zingiberales; Musaceae
Product: zinc finger AN1 and C2H2 domain-containing stress-associated protein 16-like
Exons: 2
Coding region: 328-1149 (273 amino acids)
Cellular component (GO): cytoplasm
Molecular function (GO): zinc ion binding
Source: RefSeq, a predicted model, not a curated record